Molecule: messenger RNA, 2243 nt
Organism: Trichomycterus rosablanca
Lineage: Eukaryota; Metazoa; Chordata; Actinopteri; Siluriformes; Trichomycteridae
Gene: ttc1
Product: tetratricopeptide repeat domain 1
Exons: 8
Coding region: 101-1159 (352 amino acids)
Molecular function (GO): protein binding
Source: RefSeq, a predicted model, not a curated record
CGCGCAUACACAGGAAGAAGUAGCAUGUCUUACAGAAAGCAGCUCUGAGCUGUAACGAGUUCGCGUUUAAUAACAGGGAGAAUAAAAGUCAGAGCUGCUGAUGGAAAGCAAAGCUGAGUCACUCCUGGCAGCAAUGACAGAUUCUUUAAAGGUCUUGGACACCGGCGGACAUCCAGAUGGCUCGACCAUGAUGAAACAGCAGGAGGACCAGUUCUACGACUGCGAGGAAUCACUUCAAACAGAGACAAAGUCGCUGGCAGAACAGACAUCCAUAAAUCCCACAAAGACGUCACAUAGUAUAAAUCCAGAUCAGGAGGCAGGAGAGAGACAGCACACAGAAUUAACUACGGAAUAUCCAAAGCAUCCAGUGGACACAGAAAAACCAGAUGUGGAUAAAGAUUCAAGUGGAGAAAGCAGUGAUGAAGUGCACCAAGAGCCACUAAUGGACAAUAGUGUGCCAGAAGAUGAUGAGUAUGAAAGUGUGAUGAGGGAGGAGGAAAAAAGGACUGACUUUGAUUCAGAAAUAAAGGAAGAAUCAGCAGAGACCGCUGAGUUUGAUGAUGAGUACCUGCGAGAAGCAGAGAAGAACCUAACAGAGGAAGAGAAAGAGAGCAGAAGAGCAGAGAGUAUGGUACUAAAGGAGAAGGGAAAUGCACAGUUCAAGAAUCAGGAGUAUUCAGAAGCGUAUCAAUCCUACACUGAUGCGCUGCAGAUCUGUCCUGUGUGUUACAGCAAAGAGAGGUCCAUCCUCUUCUCCAACCGAGCUGCAGCAAGAAUGCAUCUGGAUCAGAAACCGGAAGCUAUCACUGACUGCUCUAAAGCCAUAGAGCUGAACCCAGACUAUGUGCGUGCUAUUCUCCGGAGAGCUGAGCUGUAUGAGAAAACAGACAAGCUAGAUGAAGCUCUGGAGGACUACAAGAAUGUGCUAGAGAAGGAACCAGGCAACCCAACAGCAAGAGAGGCAUGCUUUAGAUUACCUCAGCAGAUUCAGGAACGAAAUGAGAAGCUGAAAGAAGAGAUGCUUGGUAAACUGAAGGACUUGGGCAACAUGGUCUUGCGUCCUUUUGGCCUCUCCACAGCCAACUUCCAGGUUAAUCAGGAUGAAAACACAGGAUCCUACUCUAUUAACUUUGUUCAGAAGCCUAACAACAACAGAUAGCACGAAGUCUGACAGUGCUCAUACAGCUAACAUCACAAUGCUGCUUUUCCACUGCACAAUACCACAUGUUGUGAUUACAGGUCCAUGUACCCCAACAAGCCAAAUGACUUGUACUGUUCAGUUAUUAUUUUUCUCUUUUCUGGGUAUCGAGAGUAACAAACAAGGAUAGCAGAUUGAGAAAGAAACAGCGCAGAGCAUUUCCAAAACACCACUUAAGUCAUGUCAUGCUGUCCUGUAGAAAAGUCAUGCCAGUUCUGUCAGCCAAAGUUUGUUCCUCUUUCUAAAUGUUAUUUUUGUGGUGACAUUAGAAAAACAAUAAUGCUGGUUUGAAAUAGGGUUUGUUUUCAUUUGUGAACCCUGCAUGAAAUACGUCUCACACUUGAUACCAAAUCGCAUAUUUAUUAUAUUAUUACACAUACUACUUAGAGUAUAAUAUAUUACGCAUCAUGUUAAAUUUACUACACUAACCCACUACCGCUGAGAAUCAGGUUCGGUGCUAUUGGAUUGCUAUGGUUUGUAGUCCUGUCCAGCAUAUUCCUGCCUUUUGCUCAGUGUAUCCUGGUGGAGCCGGACCCACUGCGACCCUGACUAGGAUACAGCAACUGAUGAGAUGUGGUGAUUUCUAAGUUAAUGAGAAUUUUAGUUUCAACUCCUUAUAAUUUUUUGUCUUUUUUAUUAUUUUACACUAAACAUUUUAUUCUGAAUUAUUGACUGCCAAAUUUGGUUUUCUUUGAUCGUUUGAUACCUUUUUGAUACAGAGCGUCUGUAUUACAACUGAUAAUAGCCUAAAACGCUAGUUCAGUGCCAGGACUAGAGACUUGGACUUAAGAUAUUUUCUAUUCAUUAAAGUAUUAUAUCUUGAAUGCAUGUGAUAUUGACUGACACAACACAGACCAUCUUAGUUACUGUGAAUUUGACUAAAUCAGUUGAUUAUUAGUCAAUAUUCAUAACUUGGGUAAAGAGGUUAUAUUAGAAUGUUUAAAAAUGGGAUUAGGACAUUCCAGGAUACUUUAGAUUAAUAGCACGACCCAAACGUACUGAACUGUCUGGUGGAAAAGCAGCAUUAAAGACUUGUACAACAGUG